UCUAUUGUUGGCUGUCGACCCGCACCCCGCACCGCUGUCUGACGAUUGUAGGAAAGUGUGCCGUUGUGUCCAUUCCACGCCGACAGUAGUGCUGUGCCCUCUUCUAGCCGUAUUCCACCGACGAUAUAGCAGAGGACUUCUUCUUCUUCUUCUGGAGAACCCGAUGCCGGGAGCUCGAGGACAGGAGAAGGCAGCGAGUCACGGAAAGGCCAGAAGCGCCGCUUCGCCUGCAUCAGCGGGCCGUGCAGGACGACGUCAAGAAGGACGGAGCCAAGAAGGACGCAGUACAACGACCACAUCAGACAUGGCGAUGAAGAAUUUGCUGACGAAGUUGAACAAGGUUCAAGAUUUGUUCUCAGCCAUCUCAUAUGAAAAAAUUGAGUUGCCCAAAAUCGUCGUGGUUGGCUCGCAGAGUGCCGGCAAGAGCUCCGUCCUGGAGUCCCUGGUCAAGAAGUCGUUCCUGCCUCGCGGUGCGGGCCUCGUCACUCGCUGCCCGCUGGUGCUCCAUCUACACCACUGCCCCAUCGGCGACUCUCGACGAAAGAACAUAGACCUUGAAGAGUGGGGCACAUUUCUGCAUGCUGAAGAUUGCAUUUUCAACAUGGAGGACAUUUGUACGGAAAUUGAGGCCCGGACAAGUGUGAUAGCGGGAUCCAACAGAGGCAUCGUCCCGUCUGAAAUAACUCUGAAUGUUUUCUCCCCUCACGUCGUGGACCUAACUCUAGUGGACCUGCCGGGCAUCACCAAGAAUCCCGUAGGGGAUCAACCUAAAGACAUCGAAGCUCAGAUAGAACACCUCAUUAAUCACUACAUCAGUAACCCUUUGACCAUCAUUUUGGCGGUGGUGACUGCCAACGUGGACAUGGCUAACAGUGAGAGCUUGAAACUGGCGCACAUGGUGGACCCGGAAGGCGAGCGCACCCUAGCUGUGGUCACCAAGAUCGACUUGAUGGAUGAAGGGACGGAUGCGAGGGACAUCCUCAACGGAAAAAUAAUUCCAGUAAAACUGGGAAUUGUAGGAGUGGUAAAUAGAUCUCAGAAAGAUUUAGAUGAAAAGAAGACGGUCGAAGAUACGUUUGUGAAGGAAAAGAAAUUCUUUGAAGAGAAGUACAAGGAGAUUGCCUCUAGGACAGGCUCACCUUAUUUGGCCAAGAAACUCAGUAGCUUGCUGUCGGCCCAUAUCGACAAGUGCCUACCUGACGUUGAGGACAAAAUCCGAAUAGAAAUUAUUCGGUGCUCCAAGAUUAUUGACGAGUGCGGUGACUUAGUAACGGACAAACCGGCAACUCUAAUGAGCUUCAUAAACAAAUUCAGUCAGAACUUCUCCUCGCUGUGUGAAAAAGGUUCUCAGAAUCUUGAAUCGUUGAAGCUGACUGGUGGCGCCAAACUGUGUGACAUUCUCCACAGUGGACUGGAGAAGGUCUUCGCUAACUGCGAACCUUGCAAAUCGUACACCAUCGAUCAAGUUGUCAUAGCCCUUAGGCAAUCCAAUGGUCUCAAGCCACCAUUCUUCGUGUCCGAGUUGGCUUUUGAAAUGUUGAUCAAACCUUUGAUCAAGGAUAUGGAGACACCUGCUCUCGAAUGCGUGGAGGCCGUUAAGAAGGAGCUGGGAAACAUGUGCCACCUCAGCGUCCCCGAGCAGCUGAAAUUCCGCUUUCCCCAACUCAAGCAAGCGCUGGUGAAAGUCUUACUGGAAAUCGUGGAGAAAAGAGGACAGAAAGCAGUACAGAUGAUUCGGGAUUUAGUGGCAAUUGAGAUCGGCCAUAUUACAUAUUACCGAAUCGAUGUUUUGAAAGAAGAAUUUAAAAACAUCAUGACAGCAGCUGAGCCAGCAAACAAAUGUAAUGCGCCGAGUUUGCCCUUCCAGGCGGGAAAUCUACGGAAACAACUGGAGAACGAGUUAAACCAAGGAGAUGAGAUUCAAUUGGCUGAAAUUUCUUCUCAGCUGAACUUGUUGGUGUUGUCUGAAAAGGACAGGAGACACAUCAUCAUUCUAGGAAAGAUGCUGGACCAUUAUUACAAAAUUGUGGCGGAAACAAUGCAGGACUGCACUGCGAAGGCGGUCGUGACGUUCCUCGUCAAUGAAGUGCGAGGAUCGCUCAACACGGAGCUCUGUCUCGCUCUCAUGCAGGGAGAUUUGUUGGACCACUUGUUCAGCGAGAGGGACGACGUCACAGAAAAACGUGACUCCACUCUUCAGAAACUGGACGUCCUCAAGAAAUCCCUUGAAGUUAUUGCUGGGAUCGUCUAUACCUAAAAGACUGCUGUGCCAAAGGAGAGUGUCGACCAACAUGUUCUAAUUUUUUACUUGUGACUCUUUAAUAAUAGAGUGUUAUAGUGUGGACCAUUAAUGUACCAACUUUUAACUUGAAUGUUUUCAAUAAACAUUUUAUUGUUCUAUUUUAAAAAAAA
Molecule: messenger RNA, 2412 nt
Organism: Thrips palmi
Lineage: Eukaryota; Metazoa; Arthropoda; Insecta; Thysanoptera; Thripidae
Product: dynamin-1-like protein
Exons: 13
Coding region: 164-2257 (697 amino acids)
Cellular component (GO): microtubule; cytoplasm; membrane
Molecular function (GO): GTPase activity; microtubule binding; GTP binding
Source: RefSeq, a predicted model, not a curated record